GACCCAACAGACCCGAAGCAGAACCCGUUGAAUCCCGAGGGACUCAAGCCAUGCUGCGCAUGUCCACAGACAAAGUCUGCUAGGGACGACUGCUUCAUGCGCUUUGACCCCGCGGAGGCUGACGAAAAGUGCAAGAUCCUCGUGCAGCAACAUCUUGCGUGCAUGCGGGGGUACGGCUUCAAGGUCUGA
This is a messenger RNA of Punctularia strigosozonata HHB-11173 SS5, 189 nucleotides long. RefSeq lists its product as uncharacterized. The record is from RefSeq and is a predicted model, not a curated record. Gene Ontology annotation, cellular component: mitochondrial intermembrane space. Lineage: Eukaryota; Fungi; Basidiomycota; Agaricomycetes; Corticiales; Punctulariaceae. The transcript has 2 exons. Gene Ontology annotation, molecular function: copper chaperone activity; copper ion binding. Gene Ontology annotation, biological process: mitochondrial respiratory chain complex IV assembly. The annotation marks the transcript as partial.